AUGGCUGAUGAGGGCACGUCCUCGCUGCACAAACUGCACGAUUCAAUGGCAGAUCUCUCCACCAGGCUCGCGCAACUGAGGGUCUCAAGCCCCAAGAAGGGUCCUUUGCCAGGUCUUGCCACGUACAAUUCGCCGGAGAUGACCCCAGCCAAGCCACAGCAGAUCGAGACUCCAGCUUCCUCAGAGUCCACAAUGUUCAUGCAGCAAGAGCUGACGAAGAGUGGACCAGCCCUAGGCAUGAAGAGUGUGGCGGUUGCCGCCUCCAUGGCUAAGUCCAGAUCGGCCACAACAGGACUAUCUCAGACUGCGACCGAAGAUACUCACGAAGGCCGAGUCGCAGACCAAUGCAUUGUCUCGCCUGGAUCCUUGGGAAGCACAUCGAGCACAUUGCCACAGCGCGCAGACCUUCAGGACACGUCUGACGCAAUGACGACCCGUGUCUUCGAUGGGGGCAUGUGCCUCCCCAUCAGACCAUGGCUCAGGUCAAGCCGGACAUCCUUCCUGGCCUACAACCCCGUGCUCGAGCAAGACCCGCAGAUCAUCACUCAAGUCAACCCGGACGUCAUCCUCCACAUCGGUCUCGCAGCCGGGCGGAGCUACUUCAUGCCCGAAUGGAUGACAUCGGCUCGACACCGCCCGUCCGACUCGGAUAUUCAACCAGGCCAACAACCCGCUGAUAGGAACAUAAGGACCAUGUCAGCCUUCAGAACCUCGUCAACCUCAUUGUGGCAGGUUGUCGGUUUUGAAAGCGGUUGA
Coniosporium apollinis CBS 100218 is the source of this 756-nucleotide messenger RNA. RefSeq lists its product as uncharacterized. The coding region runs from base 1 to 756 and encodes 251 amino acids. Lineage: Eukaryota; Fungi; Ascomycota; Dothideomycetes. The record is from RefSeq and is a predicted model, not a curated record. The transcript has 2 exons.